Messenger RNA from Tympanuchus pallidicinctus (lesser prairie-chicken), 4112 nucleotides. RefSeq names its product geminin coiled-coil domain containing (gene GMNC). The record is from RefSeq and is a predicted model, not a curated record. Gene Ontology annotation, biological process: negative regulation of cell cycle; negative regulation of DNA replication. The coding region runs from base 1 to 1419 and encodes 472 amino acids. Gene Ontology annotation, cellular component: nucleus. The transcript has 4 exons. Lineage: Eukaryota; Metazoa; Chordata; Aves; Galliformes; Phasianidae.
AUGAAAAGUAACACAGAGAGGGAUCACAGGAAACUCAGCCCUCUUCUCGGCACACCUCUGCCUGGAGCCCCUCUGCCGCGGAGGCGGCACCGCACGGUGCCCAGCGGCGGUAGCGGGGGGCUGCGGAGCACUGCCAGCCGGGAGGGGGGCGAGCAAGCGGCCGGCUCCCGGAGCGGCACACGGGGCUCCCUGCGCCGGGCACCUGAGCGAACCACAGCUGGCCCGGGGGGGAGCGCCGGGGCAGGGCUGACACCGCCUCCCGCCCCCCCGGUACGCGCAGAGGACGGGGUCUCAGCUGCCGGCCGCCCCUUCGCUACGACCCUUUGCUUCCGCAGAGCAGCAGCCGGCCGUGCCCGGAGCCGGGCUUCCUCGGGGGCCAGGGCUGCGCUCGCCCCUGGCCCGUCCCCGCCGGGGUUUCCAAGGAGACGUGGGCCGCCGUCUGCGCCGCGGAGCCGCCCGAGCACGAUCAGGGCCGGCGGGAAGCGCGGCCGCCGGGUAAGUGCGCGCUGGCGGGGGGCGAGGGGUCCAGCCCCGGCCGGCCGGAGCGGUCUGACCCCGCUGUGCUGUCGCACAGGCCGGCUCUUCGUCCCCGAGCUCGUUGGCCAGGAGGAGGCGUGGCGGGGAGACCAGCUGUCCUCCCAGCUCUACAGGAACAAGCAGCUUCAAGACACUUUGCUUCAGAAGGAAGAGGAACUUGCUAGGUUACAUGAAGAAAAUAAUAACCUCCGACAGUACCUGAAUUCUGCCCUGGUUAAAUGUUUAGAAGAAAAAGCCAAGAAAGUGCUAUCCUGCCACAGCCAAAAAACCUCUACUAUUCUCAAAAACACCAAAAAGAGAUUAAAAGAGGACUACUGCUUUGCUCUUCAAGAAACUCCUCAUGCUUCUAAAGCUAGAAGGAACCUCUUUAAUGAAUUCUCUGCCUGUGAAGAGCAAGCCAGCCCUGCUGUGGACAGCUGGGUCUUGGAGACUUUAGGAUUAAAAGACGUCAACACCAUUGAUGAAUCUUCAGCUAACUACAGUGCCUUGACUUCGGACCUUGGAAAAGACACAUACUGCCUUAGCCCUGGUGAAGCCAUCGACUAUGACCACAGUGAAGCAGUGGCAGCAGCAUACCGCUGCAGCCACAUGCCUCCAGCUGACAGCACCCAUCCAUACAGUGAGGACUCUUCCUUCCUUUCUCAGUUUCCUUCAGCACCACACACCUCCUCACCGGAGCCAAGCAUUUCCUCCCUUCCAGCCUAUGAGUUGCCAUAUUUGACUAACAAUUUGUCACCUAACAAAACAGAAGUGGCCUUCACAACAUUUCUAAGUCCUCACCGCAAUGUGAGAACACACACCUUCCAACAAGGACAAGCUUUUGUGCGCAGAGAAGAUGAUGGAGGAUGGAGAUUCACCUGGGUGCCUAAACAGGCUGAAUAAGGCACCUGUGUCAAGGGUCAGCCGUGAGGGAUGUAGGAAACAGACACUUCAUCUUGUGAUCAAGACAAGUUCAGCCUUGUCUCUCAGAAAGAAGUCCUUCUGGGCUCUGUUAAAUGCUGCUUUUACACACAUGCUCAUGAUUCCCUCCCAGAUUUUCACAGAUGUGGCUCCAGAUCACAGUGGGACAUACAUCUGCCCUAGGCCCAUUGUACAGACAGGACAUACUUCUCUCGUGCCUGUGUUGAGAAGCAUGCUUUUUUCCUGCAUCGCGUUUUUUCUAUCAUCAGUUAUUCCUUGUUAACUGAUGACUGUCAGCCUCGACUACUUUCAGCACUGAUGAUUGCGCCCACAUUCAUCAAGGCGGAAGGGAUUGGAGAAUACACUUUGGAAACAGCAUCUCUCUGACAUUCACAAAUGACAAAAAUGACAUCAGUCUCUGGCUGAGGAUCAGCAGUAUCUGAGUGAUUUGGGUCUCUCUUAGCUACAUAGAUUGCCUUGGAUUAAGGCAACCCAUGCAUUUUUGUUUGUAUGUUACAUUAGCUUGACCUACUCACAGUCACAUGGUGCUGUUGUUUUCUGAGGGCUCUUCAAAAAAAGAUAAGACUUGCUUCUAUUGCCUGGAGGCUACAUAACUGCAAGUGAUUCAUCAAAUUUAGGAGAUUUUCCUCUGCUCUGAUUAAAAGUGUUCUCUCUGUUACGUUUUGUAUGUAAAAGACCUAUGUAAAGGUCUUUUACCUGCCAGAUAAAAGGAGUUUUAGAAGUUAGAGCCCUGUUUCUCAUCAACUUAAGCUACAGAACAAGAACUAGAUUUGGAGAUGCAGUUGGAAUAGUGACAUUGCCACCACCAGCUAAUGCCCUGGCCCAUGGUGUUUGUGGCAGACAUUUUCUCAUCUGUGGUUAAUGCACACUCAGAGCACUUUUUCUGCAAAGGAUGCAUUCCCCUGAGCUGCACCAUCCCACUAGUCUUUUCACUGAUUUUCUUCCCCCUUCACCAGCUGAAGACUGGAUGCUUUCAUAGAAGGAAGCCACUCCUGGCUUCAAAAGUGCUUUGUACAGCUUCAUUUCAUCUAUUUUGCACUUGUGAAACCAGAGGUUUUGUUUCUAGGGAACAACUUGUUUACUUUUUUGUCCUGAUUUAUGAGAUCGUACAGAGAUUUACCUGAAGUCAACCUCAGCCCAGAGUAAGGUCUGCUUCCUCUUUCCAUUCUAUCUUUCAUGCUUCCUGUGGGAAAUGUUUACAUUUCUCCUAGCUUGGAGAGGCAGUAUCACAUAGUGGUUAGUGUUUGGAAACUACAACCUUCAGCACCAUCUCUUACCUCUCCGUGUCUUUAUCAGGCAGCAGUGACAGGCAGGCAUAGCGAAGACUAUGACUGCCUUAAGGAUGCUUUAAAAACCUCUGACAAGAAGGUGCUCCAGCACUGUGCAGGACUUUAUUUUUUUCUAAAUACUACUAAUUAUAUGAAGUCAACUGACAUGAAGUAAGUUCACUGGUAAUGCUUCAUAUUACCUUUGUUUUCUGCUAUAUAGUAUUUUGAUACUUAAGUAUUGGAAAUGAAGGGAGCAGUUUAUUAUUCUGGCUUUCAGAAUAGCCCCAGUAAGAUAAGGAAGCACUUAGAUAAUUUAAAAAUAACCACAUGUGGGCAUUUCCUUCCAGUGGGCAUAUUUUUUUUUCUAUAGACAACUAGGUAUUUUAUUUUUGAAGGAUAAAACUAUCUCUCAUGCCUUAGAAUUGCAGUAUUUGGGAUUCUCCAUGUAGUGGUUUCCCAAAAGACUUAAAUAACUGUAUUUCUCUAGUUACUUUGAAGUCGUAGAGCAGACUCCCACAAUAGCUAAUUUGAAAACAUUGAUUGUAGGCAGUAUUGCACUGAAAUAAAAAUACCACCACCACACAGGGAAUAAAUACAGUAAUUUGUUCUGGGCUUUUGUUGUAGUCAGUAAAAAUGUGGCCAGCUGAUAAAUCUGGUCAGACAAGACCACUGUUUCUAUAGCACUUUUCUGUAUUCAAAUGGAAGCAGAAAAAAAAAACAAAACUGUCCUACAAACAGCUAAUUUCUUUCUCAAGGCAGUUCUUUUCUGCUGAUCUCCUCUUGCCUUACUUUAUAAGGUAGCACUGAAGAAAACGCUUGUCACCAGAGCUUUUAUUGGUGUGUGUGACUGUCUAGAAAAUGCCUGACCUUGACUUGAAUAAGUGAUGAGAAACCCUGUUUUGUGUGGUGAUGUGGAAUGAACAGCGUAUAGCUAAUAGAAGUGUGACCAGAGGAUUACACUCAACAUAGCUGUACGUACCAUGUCUUCCAAGCAGCUGUAAAAGUUACAUGAGAAAGUUCUAUAUAUUUUAAUGCUACUGGAUACUACUGCCGUCGUGUUCGAAUGCUAUCAGUGAACAGCAGUAGCAAAUACAUUAUUUGUUUUGUCAGCAAACAUUUAAUCAGGUUUUGUUUUCUCUAAAGAGAGAAAAUACUUCUCCGCUUGACAUUUCCCUUCCACAUCUUUCAGAUCACUUCACGUGAAAACUUCUGCAAAGAACCAGCACAAAGCUGUCACAUCUUUGAUACAAUCCCAAGUAGGGUUUCAGUGGAACCAAACAAUUCUUGUACCUCUAGAGCAUUUUGUACAAAGAUGGCCGGUCCUCUUGUCAUAGUAAAUAAUCUGUAGAUGUAGGAACAUAGUUCAGUGAAUUAUGCACCUGAGUG